CUCGUCUUGUGCUCUCAUUUUGUGAACCCUUCGCUCGUAAAAUGGGGUCUCGAGUUCUCAGUAUCCAGUCACAUGUCGUAUUUGGCUACGUUGGCGGCAAGGCUGCCGUCUUCCCGCUGCAAUGUCUUGGCUACGACGUUGAUGUAGUAAAUACGGUCAACUUCUCGAAUCAUUCUGGCUAUGUACCGGGUGCUGAAGGGAUCUCCGCUGUGGCCGAUCUCGUUGAAAAGCUCAAGACGCAGAGGACCGAUCUUAUCUACCUGCUCGAUCGAGACUCGGGGCAUCUUUAUGUUGCUGCCGAUGUCAUUCCCAUUUACCGCAGAAUCUUACCGCUGUCUACCAUCAUAACUCCCAACUGGUUUGAAGUCGAAACUCUGACAGACACACCCUUGAAGGAUAUCGAGUCUCUGCGUUCUGCUCUGCGCAUUCUCCACAAAACAUAUCGAGUGCCGAACGUGGUGAUCAGCUCCAUUCCUCUCGCGGACUGGCUCAAAUCAGCCCUUCCCGCAAGACUGUCAUCCGCUGUCGAUUCUGACCUGAACUACCUCCUCUGCAUUGCGUCGUCUGCCACAGCAGAGUCGUCUGUGGUGCACGCCCAAAUCGUGCAGCAACUGCCGGGAUACUUUUCCGGGGUGGGAGAUCUGUUCUCCGCCCUGCUGCUCGCCCAUUUCGAGCCUCAAAAGGUUUUACGUGCCUCGGAUGCUGUGUCGCGUGCAGCAUCGCAUGCUUUAGCCAAGACGCAUGCGAUGCUGCGCUUGACGCAUGAGCAUGCUGCAUUGCUACCGGAGGAGGAAAGACAGGUCACUGACGACGAGAAAGAUGCUGCGGCUCCUCUGCGCAAGAGCCUGCGGAUGCGGGGCCGAGAACUGCGGCUAAUCCAGGGACAGGACAUCAUCCGUGGAAUCGGAUUUGAAUGCCCUGAGAUGAUCUCUUGGGAUUCAUUUUGGAGGUCGGAAUAG
Messenger RNA from Mycena citricolor, 959 nucleotides. NCBI's taxonomy places the organism in Eukaryota, Fungi, Basidiomycota, Agaricomycetes, Agaricales, Mycenaceae. The record is from the annotation of a GenBank genome assembly.